Penaeus monodon (black tiger shrimp) is the source of this 608-nucleotide messenger RNA. RefSeq names its product dynein intermediate chain 1, axonemal-like. Gene Ontology annotation, cellular component: outer dynein arm. The transcript is spliced from 3 exons. Lineage: Eukaryota; Metazoa; Arthropoda; Malacostraca; Decapoda; Penaeidae. Bases 75 to 539 code for a protein of 154 amino acids. Gene Ontology annotation, biological process: outer dynein arm assembly; cilium movement. Gene Ontology annotation, molecular function: dynein light chain binding; dynein heavy chain binding. The record is from RefSeq and is a predicted model, not a curated record.
GCUGGCUUUGCAGAUGGGUCGGUGAUGGUUUAUGACGUCAGGAGCCUUCAUCCCCAUUUGCCAUUUCAUCUACUAUGGAUGGCAAGCAUAUAUUACCGGUAACACAGGUAAAGUGGAUUCGGACACAGCCUAGAGAAGAAGUAUGUCUUUUUUCCUCGGCAUUAGAUGGACGCGUUACUCAGUGGCAUUUGCAUAAUAAUAGCCUCGUCCAUAUCAAUAUCUUAGACUUCAAAAACUACGAGUUGCUUGCGAAACCCCUUCCACCCCCGGAGAAAAUAACUCUAGAAGGACUGGUGACCUGCAUAGCAUUCUGUCCGAACACCGAACAUGUGAUUCUAGUGGGCGUGGACACGGGUGCUUUAUACCAGUGUUCCAUAGUCUGCUCUGUUCACACUCUGGUUCGCUAUUCUGCUCAUACCUCACCAGUUAGGGGACUUGCUUGGAACAGUCAUCACAGCCAGAUAUUUUUAUCUUGCUCAGUUGACUGGACGGUAAAGGUCUGGCUGCAACACAAAAUGUAUGUAUACAAAUUUUUGUGAGAUUUACUAUCCUUGUGUGACUGGUGGGCCAACAUGAGCCUAUCUAUUUGCAGAAUAUGUUCAAGUGGU